UGUCGAUAAGCCUCGCAGCGCCUUCAGAUUAAGCCACGGCAGCUCUUAUCCGCUCAGCUCGCCAGGCCAAUCCCAGUGCGCACUACAGGGAUCUCCUCAAGCCCACCGUUGCCCCUCUUGGGUUCACCGUUCGGGGAUCCGCUGUGACUUCGCCACGGGUGGUGGUGGUCUCGAAGCCGAAAGUGCACGUCUCCCUCCGAGCGAGGAGUUUCGCUGCUCUUUCGCUCCUGCAACCCGGAGCCAGAAGGUUUCAUCCCCCCUUUGAUCUCCUGGAACUUUGCCCGGCCAUGUAAAGACGCCCCUCCCCUUAGUCGGAUGCCGCGCAAGAAGGCUGCAGACCGCGUGGGUCCGGUCAAGACCCGAAGCCGCAGUGGCUGUAAAGAAUGCCGCGCCAGUCGAGUCCGCUGCGAUCUGAAGAAACCGAUCUGCACCAGGUGCCUUGAGAAGGGCCUAGUAUGCUCGACCCAACUCGUUCUCAAGUGGGAGUCCGAGUUCGUUAGCCGCGGCUUGGCUUUUGGUAGAGCCGGCGUUUGGAGUAAGGCUCGGGCUGCCGGCGGACUUCCUCCUCCUCCUGGAAAGUCUUCGGCUUCGUUCCUCCUUCGCGAUCAGGAAUGGUGUCCUAUUCCCCUUAUCGAGUCGUGGGGCUUCGUCAAUAGUGGGGUUUCGACUUUUGAACAGCCUUAUGAGGUUAAUGUUGCCUGUGAUGAGUUGAAUGCUCUUGUCGUCCGGGACAAGGGCAAGAACCCGGCGCUGGAUGACUUGCUAGAUGAGAAUCCAGAGUGGUCUUUAUCACCCUCAUCGUUGUCGUCUCCAUUCUCGAUACGUGAGACUUCCGACUACUGCUCGCCUGUCCCACUUGUCUCUCCGCACCUGACCCCGCCUUUAUCGAUGUUCCCCAGUCUCUCAGACUCCAAUCAGGGUCUCCUCUUUGAUUACUAUCUCCAGCAAGUUUGUCCCCGGACCACCGCUAGCUCGAAGCUAUCCUCCCCUUUUGCUUCCAUCAUCCUCCCCUUCUGCAUGUCCGCAUCUCCAAUCCUAUUCAAAGCCAUUCAGGCUCUUGGAGCAUGUCACUGGUCACGCUUCGACUCAACCUACAGUGUCAUCGGCCUCCGCCUCAAAUCAGAAGCCCUACGAGGCCUUCGCCACCGUCUUUCAACCGAAGGCUCCCUCCUCUGCUCCGCAGACCCCGAGGUCCUAGCGAUCAUGAUGAUGUUAUGUCUCUACGAAAUCGUCGACAACUGCGACCAACGCUGGACCAUCCACUUAAAAGGCGCCAAAGAAUUGAUCCGCAUCCGCCGGCAGCAACAACAACUAACUUCCUCCCGACCCCGUCAAUCUCUCGACCCCGUCUCAGCCUUCGCCGAGCUCUUCUUCGCCUUUCAAGACGUCAUGGGCCGCACCGCCUGCGGCGAAGAAGUCCUCUUCGGAUCCGACUACUGGCAAGAAAACAACCGCCACAUCGACCUCUGGAUGGGCUGCAGCCCCGAACUUGUCUCCAUCCUCUCCUCAAUUACAGAAAUGAGCCGCACCAGGCGCCAACUCACCUCCGAUGCUGCCCGCAAAGCGUUCUCCCACCGUGCCGCCUCUCUUGGCCGCAGACUCGAGAACCUUGUUCAAGAAACAACCGACGACGACAACGACACCGACGACGGAAGUCUUCGCUCCGCCGCCGAACUGAAACGUUUAGCAGCCGUGCUAUACCUUCACUGCGCACUAUAUGGCGCAUCUCCCUCCACACCACUGGUAAUUAACUAUGUCCGACGCAUCCUGCGUCUAGUCUCUGACCUGCUCGACUCCGGCUCCCUCGUCAGUAUGACCUGGCCUGUGUUCGUAGCGGCCGUUGAAUUGGACCCGCUUCACGACGAAGUCUGGCGUGAUGAUACCGGCGAGAGCGUGGUAUAUGGUCGGCCUCUGGUGUUGCGUGCGUUGGCGGCUAUGGCGGAAUCAAGUGUGUCGAAUGUGGCGAGGACGAGAGCCGUCAUUGUCAAGAUUUGGCAGGCCCGGGAUAGUGAUAUGCUCAAGGGGUCGCCGGUGGAUGCAGCGGAUGAUAGUAUUGCGGGAUGUAAUGAUUGGGAGUGGUAUGUUGCGCCGAUAAGCACGGCGAUGAGUUUGGCUUGAGGUGCGCUGGUGGCAAAACGAGAAAGUGUUGGAUGUGCGGGAUAUCGCUAACAUAUGCUAUGCAAGUGCGGUGGGCAGGAAAAUGAGGACACAGCGCUUUGUUUUGAGCGCUUAAAUGACUAUAUGAUUUGAAUGUUCUUGUAGGAUUAGGUAUACUGGUUUUGGGACUUUGUUUGGCUUCAAUGUAUAGUGACUUGGACUCAGAUUGAUAAAUUGGACAUAUUCAC
Messenger RNA from Aspergillus welwitschiae, 2345 nucleotides. Its product is annotated as Zn(II)2Cys6 transcription factor. The transcript has a single exon. Gene Ontology annotation, cellular component: nucleus. Lineage: Eukaryota; Fungi; Ascomycota; Eurotiomycetes; Eurotiales; Aspergillaceae. The coding region runs from base 316 to 2118 and encodes 600 amino acids. Gene Ontology annotation, molecular function: DNA-binding transcription factor activity, RNA polymerase II-specific; zinc ion binding; transcription cis-regulatory region binding. The record is from RefSeq and is a predicted model, not a curated record. Gene Ontology annotation, biological process: positive regulation of transcription by RNA polymerase II.